Schistocerca gregaria is the source of this 2208-nucleotide messenger RNA. Its product is annotated as tectonic-1-like. The record is from RefSeq and is a predicted model, not a curated record. NCBI's taxonomy places the organism in Eukaryota, Metazoa, Arthropoda, Insecta, Orthoptera, Acrididae. Gene Ontology annotation, cellular component: ciliary transition zone. Gene Ontology annotation, biological process: cilium assembly. The transcript has 5 exons. Bases 1 to 2208 code for a protein of 735 amino acids.
AUGGUUUUUCUGAAUACAUUAUUACAUCUGUUAACGUUCAGUCUAUGUUUAUUUAGGCCCAUUGAAAUGCAAGAUUUAUUGUCUUUCCCAACUAAUUAUCUUUCUUAUCAGCAUAGUGAAAUUUGUAAUAACAAUGAGACCCUCUGUACAACAGAAAUAUUAGGACUAGGAACUAAUGAGUCAGAUGUAAACUCUACACUAACUAUAGUUUCAAAAAACUUUGAAGACGAUGAUCAUAAUCUGACUCUGAAUAAUGUUACACAAGUGGAAAAUCAUACCCUUCCAGUUACUUUAGAGAACACACUUUUGGUAUCAGAACCAUCAAGUAGCAAGUCAACAGAAAGUUCAUAUGUGGCUGUCACUACAAGUGUAUUGCCAGUGAGUGAAAAACCACGAUGGAUUCCCGAGGAAAAUUGUGCCUGUGAUUUAGAGUUAAAUUCAUGUGACAUAAACUGCUGUUGUGAUGCUGACUGUUCAGAGGAGGACCGAUUAGUUUUCCUCAGAUGUGAAGAAAAACCUUCAUUGUCUCCAGAUCCUCAAUAUUGCUACAGAACACAGUUUAUAUAUAAAAACAACACAAAAUAUAAAUUAACUACUACUAGUAAUGGCCUGUUUUGCAUUGUGAAAGAAAACCUUCCAAAGGAUUUGAAAUAUAUGGAGGGAAAGGUUGUCACAAACAUAGAAGAUUUUAAAAAUGCUCUGCCUGUAAGAAACACAUACCCUUGGCCAGAGAAUUUUGCAAAUCACAGUGUCUUCAAUUUCAGUGGAAAUUACAAGGCAGCUGAUAUAAUUUGGACCUUUCACAAUUCUACAAUGCAUCCAUUAAGUUUCCCAACAAAGUUAACAAACGAAUACUGCCAAGUGACACAUUCACUUCAGUAUUUGAGGGAAUGGUCAGGCCAUUGCACUCGCAUUGUAAGCUCCUGUGAUGCUGACGAUGGCCUGAGUGCAGCCUGGUAUUAUAAACAUUUCAGCAUUCUUGCCGAUCCUCUUUCUGUCAACCAGAGCCAUCUUGACACAUUUCUUGAGUCAUGUCCCAAUAAUACCUGCCUUCAAAUAAUACCAUUCUUUUGUGAUGGUACUUCCACUGACAUGGACGAAUGUGUCGAAGGGGAUGAAAUUGAAACUCCAUCUUUGGACAAUGACAUGAUCAGAUGUACAAAUGUGGUUCAAACUGUGAAAUAUGUGGUACAUCACAAUGGUAGCGAAGGAAUUUUAAAAAUGGAAGCUUUCUUCUGGCUCAUCAACAUCACAUUAACAGAGCAAGUUUUUACCCAGGACUUUGAAAUUUUGUUCACCUGGUUUGGUAAACAGAGGAAACCAUUCCAACGCAGUGGCAGGCCAGGUUAUAUUUUUGGUAAGCCCAUUAUGGCUGGAAAGAAAGUUUUUCAGCCAUCUGCACAGGAGCAGGAACCUGAUCGAGAAGCAAUAAUGCUAAGUGAUGAUCCACUGGGGUGGCUGACUAUUGCUAGACCUCUGCCUGAUGGUUCUUGUGGACUAGUUCAUGAAUAUGCUAGCAGAAGCAUUGUGACAUUUGGUGAAAAUCAGAGAACUUCAUGUGUCAUGUAUCUCCAUCUAUCUGACUUCAGUAAUAUGACAUCGUGUACCUCAAUACAGAGGAAGGUAUUUCAUAUAAUGCUUGGCAACAAUGCUGAAAAUAUAACUGAACUUCAAUUAUUCAAUUUUUAUGUGGCUACAUUUGGAGAUUCCAGUGUGGAGGAUACAGGUGACUGGGUGCCCAUAUUAUUUGAAAAUAUUCCUCAGUAUGAAAGUUCUCUGGAUAGAAAUGGUAAUGUUUUUAAAUGUAGAAAUAUUAUCACUACAUUUCAUACUUCUAUUUUGUAUUCAUAUACUGGAUCUGUUCUUAAUCCUCAGGCAAAAAUAGUUGGCACAUCCUUCAGAUUUGGCACACCACAUGAUCUUAUUUAUAGAUGCUUGCACCCAGGUUGUGAACAGAUUCAACAACUGUCAAGAAAACAAAUUCAGAUAGUCAGUUCUGUUUCAUUUUAUGAUGUAUCUUCUGAACCAGAAUUGUAUUUUUCAAAGCCCCCAGUCUAUGAAGUGAAACUUCCAUUUGAUUUCUUUUAUCCUUUUUUAUCAAACAGGCAAUCAACAAAUGUUGUUAACUACACAAAAAUACUAUCUAUUUACUUCUUUUUGUUUAUAACACAUACAUUUGCAUAUAAUAUACUAUUUGAAGUGAAUUAA